Messenger RNA from Lasiosphaeria miniovina, 1331 nucleotides. RefSeq lists its product as uncharacterized. Gene Ontology annotation, biological process: inositol metabolic process; phosphatidylinositol phosphate biosynthetic process; signal transduction. Lineage: Eukaryota; Fungi; Ascomycota; Sordariomycetes; Sordariales; Lasiosphaeriaceae. Gene Ontology annotation, molecular function: inositol monophosphate 1-phosphatase activity. The coding region runs from base 203 to 1120 and encodes 305 amino acids. The transcript is spliced from 3 exons. The record is from RefSeq and is a predicted model, not a curated record.
UAAUGUGUUGCGCGGCGUAGGCACGUCAAACAGCCGCUGCUGGGGGUUGGUUUGUUGGAGAAGGCACAGACAGCAUUCAAGUCAUCUUGCACCACGCAUCCUCUCGACUUUAUUCUACUGCUCCGACACCUUCCAAUUCACUACAACCAGUCUUCAAAAUCUCAGCCAAGGAAGGCGGGGGAAUAAAUAAACUCAAUUCAAAAUGGCCGACAUCGACCUCCAGCAAAUCCAUGACACGCUGCUGUCCGUCGCCUUCGAGGCGGGCCGCAUGAUCUUGGCCGCGAAUCCCCACGACAUCUCGACGGGGACAAAGAUGAACUCGGCCGACAUCGUCACCGAGACGGACCAGGCCGUGGAGAGCAUGGUGUCGACGAGGCUGCGGCGUGCGUACCCAUCGUUCCAGUUCGUCGGUGAGGAGACAUUCGUCGCCGGCAGCACGCACAUCACAGACGCGCCGACGUUUGUGGUGGACCCCAUCGACGGGACGACCAACUUCGUGCACGGGUUUCCGCACGCGUGCAUCAGUCUAGGCUUCGUCGUGGGCCGCGUGCCGUCGGUUGGCGUCGUCUACAACCCCUUCCUCGACGUGCUGUACACGGGCGUGCGCGGCGGCGGCAGCUUCGUACAGCGCAACGCCUCGCUGGCCGGCACGCCGGCAGCCGGCCCGCGCCAGCGCCUACCCCUGGCCGGCGGCGCCGCGCUCGGCGACCUGAGCUCGACGCUCGUGGCCGUCGAGUGGGGGUCGCAGCGCGACGGCGAGAACUUUGAGCUGCGCGCCCGCGUGUUCCGCGCCCUGACGGCCAGCAAGCAGAACGGCGGCGGCAGCAUGGUCCACAGCCUGCGGUCGCUGGGUUCUGCCGCCCUGAACCUGUGCGCCUGCGCCGCCGGCCAGGUCGACAUCUACUGGGAGGGCGGCUGCUAUGCCUGGGACGUCGCCGCCGGCUGGUGCAUCCUAAACGAGGCCGGCGGGCGCAUGGUCAGUGGCAACCCCGGCGGCUGGGAGACGCAGCUCGACUCGCGUGUCUACCUGGCCGUCCGCGGCGCCAGCAGCGGCCAGGAGGCCAUCGUCGAGGAGUUUUGGAAGGUCAUUGGUGACGGCAAGAUGGAGUACAUGCACUAGUGAUACGCUUUGUAUCUGCCAGCUGCACGUUGGAGGCUGCCUGCGGUCUGCAACACGCUCGAGCAUCGCAAAGGCUGAAGGUCGGAUCUCACGGAAGAAAGUUAGUUCUCCUGUAAAAUAAACGGAAAGCGACUCGUAGGGCAUUCCGUCGAGUCCUCUCUAGCCCGAGCCCACUCGCUUUCUUCCGCAUUCAGGGCGCGGGGGCGGCGUU